This is a messenger RNA of Cryptomeria japonica (Japanese cedar), 3213 nucleotides long. RefSeq names its product AUGMIN subunit 6. The transcript has 14 exons. Gene Ontology annotation, biological process: spindle assembly. The record is from RefSeq and is a predicted model, not a curated record. Gene Ontology annotation, cellular component: HAUS complex; mitotic spindle microtubule. Gene Ontology annotation, molecular function: microtubule binding. Bases 234 to 2552 code for a protein of 772 amino acids. Lineage: Eukaryota; Viridiplantae; Streptophyta; Pinopsida; Cupressales; Cupressaceae.
UUAGAGAAAGACAUGACGUCCUGUCCCAUGUUUACCAUUAUUUCUCCACCUUGGGCGGUACAUUUUAAGUGGAAUUUCUGGGAAUUUGAAGAUAUACUCGUUCAAACCUCACUCUCACUGUGCCAUCAAAGUGAAAGAGAUGUUGAUUUAAAGCCGGCCGGGGGCAAAGUCGUUUGAGAGUUAUAAGGGAACCUCUCCAGCGGCAGGGGGAAAGAGAUCCGGUGAAAAUCGAAAUGGAAACACCCAAGGAGAAGGAGAAGGAGGAGAAGAAAGAGAAGGACAAGGAGAAGGAGCGGGACAGAGAAAGGGAACGGGAAUUCGAAAUGGAAGCGGCCAUGUACACAAAUUGUUUGCUUCUGGGGUGGGAUCCAACUGUUGUUGGAGCAGGGGGAGGAGUGCCCAAGGUGGGAUUGUUCAGGCAUUCCAACCCCCGAGUGGGAGAGAAUUUGCUCCAUUUCCUACUCUGCGCUCUCCGAGGUCCCGUGCAAUCUCCCAAGGAUUUUGCUGGUGUUUGGCCUAUAUUUGAUGCAGCACAGUCUCGAGACUUCCGCAAAAUUGUGCAAGGUCUAAUUAAUGAGCUUGAGUCUCAGGGUGCAUUACCUAGAAGUAAUUCCAGAGUUUCGUCACUUGCCACUUGUUGUGGUCAAAGGUUUGUGGAGCUGCUGUGGCAACUUUCUACACAUGCUCUACGUGAAGUUCAUAAGCGGACAUUUAUAUCUGAUGUUACAGCCAACCCAUUACCAGCAUCUUUGACAGAGGUGGUUAAUCAAAGUUCACAUGCAUCAACAUUGCUUGCAGUGACAAAGGCCAGAAUAGCACUUGAAAGAAGGCGGUUUUUAGAGGGUGCAGCCACAGCUGUGCGUAGACAGGCAUUAUGGUCGAGCUUAGCUCAUGACAUGACAGCUGAAUUUCGUGGGCUUUGUGCUGAAGAGGCAUACCUGCAGCAAGAACUAGAAAAGAUUCAGGAUUUGAAGAAUUCCAGAUCUAAAUUUGAUGAGGAUGUUAAAGACAGAACAGGUUCUGCAGAUCAUAGAAUAUCUGUUUCCAGAGCAUCACGUCUUUGGGAUUCUUUAAUGAAUCACACAACCCAACAUGAGGAGCUAGCUUCUGGACCUAUUGAGGACUUGAUUGCACAUCGUGAACAUAGGUAUCGUAUUUCUGGAUCCACAUUGCGUGCAGCCCUUGACCGCAGCUCAAGUGUGGCUCCUGUGGAUUCUUUAUCAUCUGAAAAUGAAGAUUUGAGCCAGAGACAGAUGCUUGAGGAUGAGAAACAUCCUGGUUGUUUCCAGAAUACAAAUAGAGAAAGGCAGAAUCAAUCUCUUCCUCAAAUUGAAAGACAAGGAAGUGAGGAAAUAUUUCCUAGAAUUGAUGAAAGAUGUGGAAAGGCCUCACCAGCUGUUGAUGUAGCUGAAAUUCUCAGAAGAUGGACGCAUGCUUUGCAGCGGAUACAUAAGCAAUCCCUUAGACUGGCCAGAUCAAAUGAUGGAGCUGGCCCAGAACUGUUGAAAAAUACAUCAGAGUCCGGAGAGAAUGGACAUGCAGAGUCUUUGCAGGCAACCCUCGCAGAGCACCGUCAGCAUUUAGCUAACAUUCAGGUGCUUAUUGGUCAGCUCAAGGAUGCUAGACCAGCAAUGGAGGCAUCAAUAUCAACCCUUCGUGAAGAAGUAAGUAAGGCUGUGGCUUGUGCUCCAACAGCAAGACAUCAAUCAGCAUUAGGGUCUCCACACAGAUCGGAGAAAGAAGUUAAUAAUGAGAGAAAUGGUGAUCCAAACUCAAAAACCAUGCCAGCACAGUUAGAGUUGGUUCCACCAACUCCUGCAUUGAAGCUUCCGCAGUUGUUUUCUUUAUCUCCAAAUCCUCCAUCAAAAGCCAGUUACCUGCAAAAGCAGCAAGUGACAACAUCUCAGAUUAAUAAUUUAGAAAUUCUUCCUGAAUAUGACAAAUUGAAUGGACUUUCUCCUUCACCAAAUCUGAGACAUGAUGAGAUUCAAGAUAUUCAGAAAUGUGAACAUUCUUUUUUAAGGCAAUCUGUACGGGAAGCUGCACUUUCAAAACCAGCAAUUAAUUCAGAACUUUUGAGGGAAAGUGUUGAACAAAACAUGGAACAUUAUUUUAUACCACUUUCUUCAACAAGUAGCUUUGCCAAGGGUGGUGAUGAUAUGAAUUUAACACGAUUACAACCAAAGUUACGGGUGUUUAGGUCACUAGAAGAUAGUUACAAACUUAGUAAUCAUUCUGCAGCAGACAAGGAUAAAAUUGGCAAGCGGUUUGACAGGGGUUCUGCUCUUCAUAGGUUGCACAUUUCAAAAGAAAAUGCAGCAAAUGGUCAUUUAUCUAUGAACCAUUCAGAUUUAGUUGGUUCUGAGGUGCAGGAAGACUAUUUGUCAGAAUUUGAAGCUGACAAAACUGGCGGGGAUUUAGUUCAACCACUGUCUCCACCCUUACUUAUGGAGCUUUCUUCAUUUCCAGAUGCAUAUGAUGAUUUACUAGCACCAAUGUCUGAGGGUGAUGCUGCUUUGAUGGAAUGUUCAAUGCAAACCAUGCGUGCUUGAUAGGGCAUUAAAACAGUUUUUUUUUCUUCUAAAUUCAAAAUCAUUUUUCAGCUCAUUGGAAGAGAUCCGUAUGACAUGGAUAUGUAUUUUAUGACACAGCUUUGGUCUAGGUUGUCUUGGCCAAAGAUAACAUGUCUUGUCAAAUCUGUUUACUUAUUGACGUUGGAUACGAGUUGAGGCGAGGCACAGGACAGGCAUACAGUACAAUGUUUUUUUUCUUGAAUGUUUCUUGAGUUCAUUUUGAUUUGUUGCAGGGACUGUUUCUUGAGGCAUACUAUAUUGUUGGUGGUUUUAUUAUUUCUUCCAAAUUUGUAUAGAUAUUUCUAAUGAAAAAAAUGUCUUUUCGUAUCUUUGAAACAAAUGGAGGAAUUAACAGCUCACAAGUAGUUCGAGUUGCCUUUUUGUGAUGUUGUUUGAUCAGGUUAAGACAAUGGGAUGCUGUAAUGCAGAUUGUUUAUAAACUUGAUUUGAUUUGUACAUUUAGUCCUUUUAGGCUGACGCUUGGAGCAUGUAAUUUUCAGUUCUUUCCUGAACAAAUAUUGAUUCUUAUCGGCCAUAAGGAGAAUGGAUGCAAGAUCUCUAGGUCUACAAUUGAUAAUAGAGAAUGUAUAAUUGUGUUUGAAUCUUUAAAUAAUGACAAGUGAAUUCCCUAGUUUUCUAU